UGGUGUACUUCAGGUCAUUUUUGUUUAUGUAUCAAGUGUGUUUCUUGCUCUUUUUUUAUAAGUUCUGUUCGUGGCCGGAGAGGCUGCGACAAACUGUAGGAAAUGUUUCGAAAUUCUGUGCGAAAGGUGCUUUGCUGCAGGUUGAGUGAAGUACCAUUAUACGAUUCGGGAUUGUCAAGAUUACAUCUUUGUCUCAGAUAUCAUACGAAGAAUUAUACAACUGGUUCUCUUCCUCCAAAUCGUCCGUCAAGAGUAGGAAGAGUUCUUUUGUAUACAGUAGGGACAAUAACCUUGGGGGUGGGUGGUACAGUUGCAUACGCGAAUUAUGACCCAAAAUUCAGAAAAUGGUUGGGUCAAAAUGUUCCCUAUACCGAUGAGUUUUUGAAAACAGUGCUGCAAGAGGAGGGCAAUUACUGGGAGCAACUUUUGGGGCAGUUUGAUUCGUUUCAGACCUGGGUUAAAAUGCUAAUAUUUGGAGAGGAACCGGAGGGGAAAAGCAUUCAAAAACCGAAAGCGGCGGAGCUACCUAGCAAGCCUAGUGAAGUGUCCCCUCCAAAGAAGACAUCUGAACCCAAAAGUACAUCCAAAUCAGUGUCUGGUCCGGUUAGUGAGAAGGAACACAGAGUUCCCAAAAAGAGACAGACAGAAGUCAAAGUUACAGAUACUGUUCAACGAGAUGUUCAGACAGGUCCUUCCGAGAAACCAAAACCAGCGAUCGUGGAACCUCGUGUGCCUCGUCCCAAGACCUUUGUCGAACUUGAAGAAAAAAUUGUUGUUGCCGCAUCAAAGGCUGUGGAUGCAUACGAUAAAGCUGCCCGUUACCUGGAAGACUACAACAAGGAAGUAAAUAAGAUAGUUGAAUCUUCUGUGGAACAUUUGGACCCUAGUGUAUGGUCUAGUUUGAGGAAAAAAUCAGCAAGUAAAGAUGAGCAGUUGAAGAAAGCUGAAGAAAAGGCCAGUGAAGCAGUUGUGCAGUUGGACAAGCUGAAUGAGUUCUUGAGUGAUCCAACGCUGGAGGCGUCGGAAGCAGUUCGAGAUCAAGUGAAACGAAACGCAGAGAGGGUAAUGCAAGGUGUCAAGAGCGCUGCGGAUAGGCUGGAAGCAGAGCAGACACGCGCCAGCUUGGCCGACAAAUACUGGAGGAAGGUGGCAGAGUCAAGGAGACAUUUUCUGGAAGAGUUGGAAACAUUAUUUCCUAUGAUCAGUAUCCAGGAUAAAAAGUUGAAAAUACCGGACGAUAAGCUGGACCUAUUUGUUCUCUAUGCUUAUCAGAAUGUUUUAUUCUGCCAGAAAGAAUUACAUAAGCUGGAGACUUGGGGAGAGCAGCGAAUACAAUCAGCUGUGAAGGCGACUGGUCAAGAUGUCGAUAAAGUUCUGUUGAAGGAGCUGUUGCAUUUGGAAUUGGAGAAACGUCUGCGGCUUAUCAACUCUGAUUUCCAGAAGAGAAUGUUGGAGCUGAUUGCAGAGAGUGAAAAAGAAAUGAAAAAGCAGUUGAGGCUACAAGCUGAAAUCCACAGCGACCACAUACGCGACAUAUUGAAGGUCAGAGAAGAGGAACUCCAGCGACAGUUCAAACAGAAACUGGAGGAAAGUCUGGCUGAAGAACAGACAAAAUACAAAAAGCAGUUGGCGGAGAUGUUGGGUCGACUGAAAGGCAUUGAUGCGGCGUUGAAAGCGCGAGCGGCGUCGGACAAGGGCGUCCACGAGUCGCAGGUGCUGUGGAACGCUUGCCAGGCGCUGUACAUGUCGCUGAAGGUCGCGAAGCCCAACGUGCCGUGGCAGGAGCAGCUGCGGCCGCUGUCGGCCGAGGUCAGCGCCGUUGCCAGCGCGUGCACUACUGAAGACGAGUUAAUAUCGGCGGUAGUGAAGGGUAUUCCACCGGAGGCAGUGACCCGCGGAGUGUACCCGGAGAAUGCCCUGAGGGAGCGGUUUUUGAAAGUGGAGAAAGAAGCCAGACGGUUAGCGCUGGUUCCAGAAAGCGGAGCGGCUCUACCUGUGUACGUUCUCUCGUACCUCCAGAGCUUUCUGUUGAUACCGGCUGUGAACGCUAUACCGCAAGCAGAGUUGGCAGACGAAACAGUCAGUUUUGAAGAUUUGGAUACUUACGACAUUUUGCUGAGAGCAAGGUACUGGCUAGAUCGAGGUGACUUCAACCGGUCUCUGCGAUACAUGAACUUGUUGCAUGGUGCGGCGCGGAGCAUAGCGAAGGACUGGAUGGACGAGACCAGGAUAUUGUUGGAAACUCAGCAGGCGGCCAAUGUGCUCAUGACGCAUGCGGCGUCGGUUGGCUUGCUUUAUCUGUGAGAGUUGCUGGCGGAGAGACUCGCAGUUUGUGUCAGCUAACGAAUUAGCGACUGGAAAUCAAAUCUUCAAGUGCUGUUAGUAUUAUUUUAAGACAUGUAAAUUUAAUUUUGUGUUAAAAUGUGUUUCAAUGUUUAAUCACAAUGAUUAAAUAACUGGAAACACAGUAUUUGUAUAGUUUGUUCUCUUUCCCAUAUAUUUAAUAUUUUAUUUUUGUACAUUAUUUGGUGGCAUGUUUUAUUUGGUUAUAAGAGAGAAAUAAACUCAGUUGAAAA
This is a messenger RNA of Bacillus rossius redtenbacheri, 2576 nucleotides long. Its product is annotated as MICOS complex subunit Mic60. Lineage: Eukaryota; Metazoa; Arthropoda; Insecta; Phasmatodea; Bacillidae. Gene Ontology annotation, cellular component: MICOS complex. The transcript has 14 exons. The record is from RefSeq and is a predicted model, not a curated record. Gene Ontology annotation, biological process: cristae formation. Bases 103 to 2304 code for a protein of 733 amino acids.